Messenger RNA from Adineta ricciae, 870 nucleotides. The record is from the annotation of a GenBank genome assembly. NCBI's taxonomy places the organism in Eukaryota, Metazoa, Rotifera, Eurotatoria, Adinetida, Adinetidae.
CGGAAAGUCAGUCUCUGGUUGUUGGGUUCGAUUCCCGCUCGAGAUGUUUAUUUUUCGGCGGUUUUGUUUUCGACAGAAAAGAAUAAAGAAAUAAAUAACAGCCUUGUGAUCUAUACAAGUAAAUGUAGAAUAUGUUUGGAAGACUACAAUCAAGCGCACAACGAUGAAUGCUCCAAACAAUAUAAAUGUGCAUAAUGUCAUGAAGAACAUUAUUCUUUAGAUGGCGAAUGUCCAGAAAUACAACAACACCGUCAAGAACUCAACAAGGCAGUUAAAGCAGCAGUUAGGGCAGGUACAAUUCAAAACGUUACUACUAAUCAAGCAUCUAAACCCUCACAAAAUCAAUCAACAAGUAAUACAAAUCUAAACUUUGCCAAUUCCAAUUUUCCACCGUUUCCAUCAGCCACUAUAUCGAAACAAAAUACAAAACCACCACCAUGGGCACAAAAGAAUACAUCGAUAACAACAAAUCAAAUCAACGAUAUAACCAAUGAUCAACUCUUCGAGAAACUGUGCAAUCACAUCGACCAAGCUAAUGAAAAAGCAAAUACCAAAAUUCAAAUAAUGGAAGAAACAUUAAAAUUAAGUGAUAAUGCCAUAGCAGUGCUACACAAUCGAGUAUCCAAGAUGGUGGAAAUCCUGCAAAUCAUUGUACAAGCAGUAGCACUUACAACAACAUUAAACGACUCAGAAGUUAACAUGGCCGAACUUGUGUUAAAAGCGAUGACUUGUUUAGGAGAAGAAAAGAACAUACUCAAUAUCGGAGGUGAUGGACAACCUCGAUCACAAGAAAAAGAUGAUACUAUGAUCAUUGAAGUACCGGUAAGACAAACGCAAGCAGAUCAAUCUACAAAAUCUAAUGUACAGUAA